Scylla paramamosain (green mud crab) is the source of this 1148-nucleotide messenger RNA. RefSeq names its product GEL complex subunit OPTI-like. The transcript is spliced from 5 exons. Bases 116 to 682 code for a protein of 188 amino acids. The record is from RefSeq and is a predicted model, not a curated record. Gene Ontology annotation, biological process: mitochondrial respirasome assembly. Lineage: Eukaryota; Metazoa; Arthropoda; Malacostraca; Decapoda; Portunidae.
AAACAAUAAUCCAGCACUGGCGUUGAGACGGUUCACUCCGCGCGGAACACUCAGUGUGUGGCAGACUGACAAGCAAGGCGAGGCUGGUCGGGGCGCACAGGCUGUUGCUACUAAAAUGUCUAAAACAAAAUCUACUUCUGAAAGAAAUGGUAUCAACAAAGAACAGUGUUUGGGAUCGGUGAUCAACAGAGCACUUACCUGCAAUUCUCAGUGGCCCGAUAAGUGUUUGGGAUGUGAGCAAGCCAUCUGCCACUGUCAACUGCACUGCCUUCCCUGGACAGAGGUGCUGACAGGGGCAUGCGGAAGGGACAUUGUGGCUCUGGGUCACCAGCUAGACCAGGGUACCUCCCCCUCUAUGAUGUUGCUCCUAUGGUGGCUGGGACAUGAGAGAGCUGUCCACCAUUGUCAACUGCACUGUCUUCCCUGGACAGAGGAUGAGUUUUUGGACGUGAUAUACUGGGGCCGGCAGGUGCUGGGUGUGGCGCUGGGUCUUGUGUGGGGCUUCAUUCCUCUGAAGGGCUUCAUUGGCCUCUUUCUAUUCUGUGUGAUUAAUGCUGCUAUUGUAUAUUUCUAUGCAUCAAGUUUCCAAGGUAUUGAUGAAGAGGAAUUUGGAGGAAUGUGGGAGUUGACUAAAGAAGGCUUUGUAACUUCCUUUGCUGGAUUUUUGAAAACAUCCUUGUAAAAUAGGGAUGCGUCUUAGGCAGAGGUGCGUCUAAUACACCGGCAAAUGCAGUAAAUUCUGUGGGAGUGCCCACCCGAGCUCCCUAAAUCAACCCUGUUGAAGUCACUACACCCGGAGGGUUGCCCCAGGUUCAGGAAAGAACAAAUACCGAGGGGGGACCAGGCCACCCCGAGUAGCAUCUCAAAGGUCACAGGAGAGAUGAAGGAAUUUAAUCUCAUGUUGUCAUAUCACCUGAAUAUAAAUCUAGAUAGUGCCCAGGGUGUGGAAAUUUCUGUUGGAUCACAUACAAUAUCAAUGUGAUUGAUUUGUGCUGUGAUUUGUAUAUCAACUGUAAACUCGUAUUAAGGGGUAAUGAAGGUUAAUCUAAUACAAGUUAAGUGCAAAGGGUGUCCGAGUUACGAGGUAAUGAAAUACGAAUGUUCAGAGAUACGCGCAGUCUACUCGCAAAAUAAAAUUGUGCUCUCGA